ACGUCGUAUUUAUUUUCAUCCGGGUUUCUUGGCCUGACGCAAGAUGGUUGAAAACGCCAGGAACAGCUGAUCAAUUAUUUUUAGAAUCAUCCCGCUUAGUAAUAUCGGAAAAAUAUGCACCACCAAAAGCAAUCAUGGUAUUAGGGCAUCUAUGAGUGUUAGUUGUAGUCCAUCGGCGAUAUGGACACUACGUUAGACUUGUCAGGGAACUGUGAAACAUCUGUAGAAAUGCCAGAGACUCUCCGGCCAGAAGAGGAGGAGGGAAAUAUAGAAUAUAAGUUGAAGCUUGUAAAUCCAUCUGCAUCACGAUUGGAGCAUCUGGUAACACAAAUGAAAUGGCGUUUAGAAGAAGGCAACGGAGAAGCCAUCUAUGAGAUAGGUGUUGAAGACAAUGGUAUUCUCACUGGUCUUACAGAAAUGGAUUUGCAGGCAUCUCUGGUAACUUUGGAGACCAUGGCUAAUAGGCUUGGCGCCUCGCUGACAGUUCUCAGAGAGAGAAUUAUGGAGCCUGAAGGAGAUGUAACAGAAUGCAAGAAAGUGAUGGAAAUCCUCAUUAGAAAAGUUCCAGAUGACCAGGAGUUCAUAGAUCUGCGGCUCGCUGUGCUGGGGAAUGUAGAUGCAGGUAAAUCAACACUGCUUGGGGUAUUGACACAAGGCGAGUUAGACAAUGGUCGAGGUUGUGCACGGUUGAAUCUUUUCCGACACUUGCAUGAGAUUCAGUCAGGGCGAACAUCUUCCAUCUCAUAUGACAUCCUUGGGUUUGACUGCAAAGGCCAGGUUGUGAAUUAUGCAGAAUGCCGCACAAUAGAAGAGAUCUGUGAAAAGUCCAGCAAGCUUAUCACACUGAUCGACCUGGCAGGCCAUCACAAAUAUCUAAAAACCACAAUUUUCGGCCUCACUGGGAACUGCCCUGAUUUUGCCAUGCUUGUUGUCAGUGCCACCACUGGCAUAGUGGGCACAACCAAAGAACAUCUGGGCUAUGCAUUAGCACUAGGAGUACCUGUGAUUGUGGUGGUCAACAAAGUUGACCUGUGCCCUAAAAUAGGACUCCAACGACUUUUGAAGCAGCUGGAGACCAUCCUUAAAUCACCAGGCUGUAGGAAGAUUCCAGCUCGUAUCAGUAAUGAGGAUGAUGCCAUCAGUGUUGCCAGCAGCUUAGAUACUAACAGGUGCCAGACAGUGGUUAAAACUGUGAAUUUGGCUCUGCCCUUUAGGAUAACUCCCAUCUUCACAGUGUCUUGUGUGACGGGGCAAAAUCUGGAUCUUAUUCUGAAGUUUCUGCAUGUGCUGCCACCACAGCACUCCCAUAGUGAGCGAGAACGCCUUGCACAAGACCUUACAGAAUUUCAGAUUGAUGAACUUUACUCUGUACCUCUGGUAGGGACAGUUGUAGGCGGUGUCAUCAGAAGAGGGUCUAUACGAGAAGGGGAAAAACUGCUGUUAGGUCCUUCAGAUUCUGGCACUUUUAAUGAAGUCAAGGUCCGAACUGUGCAUCGAAAUCGACUUCCCUGUCGUUUAAUACAAGCUGGCCAGGCUGCCUCUGUAGCACUGAUGGAUGUAGAGCGUGAACAGUUGAGAAAAGGUAUGGUAUUAAUCAGCCCAUCAACACCAGCUGUGUGCUGCCGUCAGUUUCAAGCAGAUGUUUAUGUACUGUUCCAUUCUGGCCAGAUCAGCAGUAACUUUCAGACAACCAUUCAUAUAGGCACUGUUUGUCAGACUGCUAAAAUCUUGAAGAUGGACAGGAGUUCUUUACGAACAAAUGAGAAAGCCCGAGUGAUCUUCGAGUUCAAGUACAAGCCUGAGUAUAUUCGAGUUGGAGCACGACUUUUGUUCCGGGAAGGAAAAUCUAAAGGUGUUGGGGAAGUCUUACAGAUUUUCCCAUAUGAAUGUAUUGAACGCUAGGCAUAGUUUUAUUCACCAGCUGCAGCAGUGCAGCAUUUGGCUGUGAUAUUUUUUUUAUUUGUUGGGGCAAAGAGCUGGACCGAAGUGAUAAACUUCAUUAUUUGUGCAGGGUUUCUGUUCUUGGUAAGUUAACUGAGAGUUUCAUUGUUUUGAUUUAAAUUAAAUCUUUGACUUGUAUAAGUGAGUACUCAUUUUUGGGGCAUGGUCUUUUGGUAGACCAACAGUUAUAAUCUUGGAUAAAGACAAUGUAUCCUGGAUAUGUAGUAAGAGCCAUUGAGAAAGAAAUAGAAUCUGUGUUGUUUGCACUCAUGAGAGGAUCUUUAACAGGUCAAGGCUGAUCCAUAUAUAUGAUCUGUAUAGAAAUGGUGCUGAAAUUUUGUGGUGGCAGAAAAUGGAUUGAUAGACUUUGUUGAAGGCAUACAUCUUGAUUUUGUAUUACAUUGGUCCCUUCGCUCUUUGCGCAAAUUCUUUUGUACAGCAGGAUGUAAAAGGACAAUAGGCUUUUCUUUUCACCCCUCAUGGUAGUCAUCAGACCAGCAGAGGGCUGUGUUGAUGUGUGUGCAAGAAGUCUGUACAACUGAUUUUAUAACUGUAUAUUGAUGUCUCCAUCAUUAUGUUAUGUAUUUAUAUGUAAUUUCUCAUCAUCGUCAGUUCUGCUGCACUGUAUGUCCAUACAGAUAUGCAUACCUGUAUGAGACAGCAAUGUUCUACUAGGAGGGAAUUUUUUUUUUAAUCAUACAACGACUGUACAAUUAGAUCUCGACAAGGGAUGGCUUAAAGUUUGCAGUGCAGUGGGAAGGUUGUUUCCCAUCUCCCUAUGAAUUAGAAUUGGAUUCAAAGGCCCACCCCUUUUGGCCACAGCUCCUGGUUCUUUGCUUUGUGCAAGAUGUGGUUUGAAGUGUGUUUUGUGCGACAUCACUGGACUGUGCCUGCAGUGUCUUUCUUGCCCUUUAUGAAGGCAGUGAAUGAGAGUCUGGGAAUGCUUUUGAUUGCAUGGAUCACAAAUGUUGUACAUCUUGUGUAUGUACCUGUUUGCUUAUCAGUGAUCCUGCCUGCAAAAUGUGUAAUAAUUGCUUUAUCAAGCAGUUCUAAUCAGUAAUAUCCAUUUUUAUGCAAGAUUUGUGAAAUCUGAGAAAAAUGGCUGUUCUAUGCUUAAAGAUGGAACUUCCACCAUCUGGCAGAAAAGAAUGUUUCAGCCUGGGGUUGGGAAGCAAGGGUGUUUUUUUUUAACAGGCCAGAUGAAACCAAUUAGUUGAGCAUGACCACUAGGGUAGCUGGCACCUCAUAUAUUACCUCCCUCCCAUGCGUCAAACCAAUUUUUUCUCCUGCUCUAAGGUAGAAGUUUGGCCUUUAAUCUGUCAUCUUUAAAUAGGAAGGUCUUAGAAAUAAAGGCAGUUUACUGCAUAAUUUUCCUAUGUGCAUACAUUUUUAUAAUGGUGCCUACAUCAUAAGCUGCUAUUUUUGAACAACAGUUUCAGUGCCAUAGAGACAGUAAUACAUUUUUUGUACUUUGUAUACUUUUAGUAUAAAAUCAUGUUUGGCACACUGCAAGGUGUUCAUCGUUGGAUCAUAAACAAGCAUUGUGCAUAUAUUCUGAGCAAAUCAUUCCAUCAUUUUAAAGUAUAGCAUCAGUAGCUGAUUUUCCUUUUUGAUGUGGUAAAAUUGAUGACAUUACUCAUACUUUCAACUAAAGGUCUACAAUCUUGGAGGUAGCUAUGGACUGGAGCAAAGCUGAGACCUUUAAUUAUUGUCCAAGUACAGGCCUUGAAAGUUGUCAGAUAACCUUGGGGAUUCCCCUUACCUCUGUCUUCAUGUAAACUGCAAACUUUGGUGUUACCAUCAUGUAGCAUGCAUUUUAAACAUUCUUUAAAGCACAUAUUUCUCCAUAUUUACAUAAUAAGUCAUACUAUUUUAAAUUACUGGAGAAGGAUGGCUGAUUAGAAUACUUUUGACUUAAUUUCUUUUGCCAGAAAAUGUAAAUGAUAUGGUACAACCCAUUGUUUAAUUCAUCAUAUUAACAUCUAUUAUGUAUGGCAAAUUUUUAUUGCAACAGUUUUUAUUUUAGCAUUUAAGAAUCAAGUUUUUAAAUAGAAAAUGUAAUCAUGGUUUUUGCAGCUUUUAAUGUUUUUGCUUGUUGGGCACCUCAGCUUGGAAGUAUCAAAUGCAUUGGUAGAUCAAAGCUGUGAAUAGAAAGUGACAGGAUGGAAAAAAGUCUUAAAAGAAAACUUAAUAAUAAGUGAAUUUAUAUGGCAUUUAACCCCACCGUCAAAGGCUAUUUCUAAGCGCUUUACAAGGGGGAAAAAUAUAAACAUUUUUAGACAUGAUGAUGAUUUCAUUAUGAGAAGGUGAAUGCCAUCCACAUAGAUGCAGUGACUGCAGCUCAGUUCCACUAACAAAAUAUCCCUUCUUUUCAUUUUUGACUUGCAGCUGCGAUAUUUACUUGUAGUAGUAUCAGCAGUAAUGGUGAUGGUGGAAGCAACAGCAUACAUAGUCGUCCAUAUUCGGUGCACGGAUGACUGUCAUGGAGGUCACAUUAACACAAUGAAAGUGAAGAAAAUAAAUGAAGCAGGAGGUAGCAGAUCAGAGCAUCAAGUCCAUGCUUGAUGUAGUCUAAAGCAGUGGUGAAGAAUGUUGCAAGGAAAAUGGUCCAUGGAGCAGAAAAUGAAUGCCUGCAGGGAAGUGGACAGUACAGCAAAUGAAAAACCAGAGUUGAGAUGGCAGAUAAGGCAGUGGGAAUCCACUCUCAUUUUUUCUUCUGCCCAAAUCAUGUUCCACCAUAUCUACAUCUGCAUAUGAUGUAGACAAGUCUAUAACAAUACUAAAAAUUUAUGUAUAAUUCAAGCUUUGUGUGAACGUUUUAAGCUGCUGAAUUACUACAUUAUUUGCUGCACCAUAUUCAGAUGACUUCCUCUGAGUUGGCUAUUCCUGUUCAUGCAACAGUCUUUUACUGGUGUGUUUUUGUUGAUUUCUUUUCAACCACCAUUCUUUAAUUUUCCAGCUAGCUUCAUAGUCAUAGGAUGACAGGAACUGUGGUUAAACACAGAUUCAUCUGUCAGGUGCUUCGUGCAGUUGAAGUGAUCAGUGUUUCAUUAUUUUAUGGUUUGGUGUGUAAUUCCCUCCCCUAGUAGCAUCAAAAUAACAGCUGUCAAGAUAAAAAGCUGAUUAUCUAUGACCUGUUGCACUGGUUAUGUUUUUGGUUAAAUGAAGUUUUAAAUUUGUAUUAUUAUUAUCAUGUGUUACCGUUCGGAUGUGGAAACCUAGUUUUAUUAAAGACUGGCUUUAUUGCUCUUUGAUAA
Molecule: messenger RNA, 5198 nt
Organism: Pomacea canaliculata
Lineage: Eukaryota; Metazoa; Mollusca; Gastropoda; Architaenioglossa; Ampullariidae
Product: GTP-binding protein 2-like
Exons: 11
Coding region: 181-1902 (573 amino acids)
Biological process (GO): translational elongation
Molecular function (GO): GTP binding; GTPase activity; translation elongation factor activity
Source: RefSeq, a predicted model, not a curated record